Effrenium voratum is the source of this 759-nucleotide messenger RNA. The record is from the annotation of a GenBank genome assembly. Lineage: Eukaryota; Dinophyceae; Suessiales; Symbiodiniaceae.
AUGGGGCUGGGGGCUGUGGGCUCCAAGCGGAAGUGGCUGCACGCCCUGUCGCUCAGCCCCAUGGACUGCGUGAAGAAGGAGGACCUCCGGCAGCUGCCUCCGGGCACCACCGCCUGCCCCUUCCAGAAGCCCCCGGAGGUGGCCGCCGUUCAGGCGGCCAAGGAGCUCCGCGGCCUGGCCCAGGACGGGCAGCAGGCGCAGGCAGCGCUGAAGGCGCUGGUGGUGGAGGGCGACUUCCAGAAGUGGCGGCGCCAGGCGGAGCUGAGCAAGGACAGCCCCGUGUGGCUGGGGAACGCCAACGCGGAGCUGCCGGCGGCGAAGGCUUCGAAGAAGCCACGGCUGGAGGAGCCGGUGCCGGGGAUCAGCGCGGGCUGCGCCUCGCCGGCCUCCUCCAAGGAGGACGAUGACGAGGAGGAGGAAGAGACCCCUGAGGCUGCUGCGGCCCGCCUGAAGGCGCAGGAGAACCUGAGCAAGCCGCCCAAGAAGGGCAUCGUGCGCUAUACCUUCCGGGACGAGGGCAUGCUGGGCAUCCGGCUCUCCCGGGAUGUGCCGCCCUGGAUCCUGGAGGUGAGGGACGGCACCCUGGCGGCGCGCAAGGCCCCGAAGGUGCCCGUGGGCGGAGUGGUGAUGUCAAUCAAUGGCUAUGACCUCUCCAUGAAGGAGAACCCUUGGGCCGUGAAAGCGUUGGCCAAGAGGCCGGUGGUGCUGGACGUGGAUUGGCCCAUUGAUGUGCCCAUGCCUUCGGUGAUGUCUGCCUAG